AUGUUUUGGCGGCUUCUGUGCUUGUGGCUCAGCUUCAGCGUCUUCAUUGUGGACUUUGCCGCUGCUCAAAACCCUGCUGUUGUGGCUGCCGCUGUGGCUGCGGGCCAAAAUCAAUCGCAAGUCUAUGUCACAGACUCUUGCCUCGAGAAACCCUAUCGCUGCCCGCAUCCAAAGAUACAAUUCUAUCUGUAUACGCGACGCACUCAGGAGGAGCCUGAAUAUUUGGAUGUGCUCGAUCCGAAUGCCUUGUACUACACACACUUCAAUCCACGACAUCCCACCAAGAUCAUCAUCCAUGGCUUUGGCGGCGGUCGCAUGCUCAGCCCCAGCCCGGACCUGCGAGAGGCGUACUUCAGCAUCGGCGAGUACAACAUCAUCAUCGUGGACUACAGCAAUGCGGUGAAGGAGCCGUGCCUCAGUCAGAUGGAAUGGUCGCCACGCUUUGGCAGUCUGUGCAUCUCGCAGCUGGUUAAGUAUCUGGCGCGACAUCCGCGUGGCGUGCAGCCGGACGACCUGCACUUCAUUGGCUACAGCGUGGGCGCGCACAUUGCGGGCCUCGUUGCCAACUUCUUGAAGCCCGAGGAAGGUAAGAUUGGACGCAUAACGGCUCUGGAUCCCACCAUAUUCUUCUAUGCGGGCGCGAAUAACUCACGGGACCUGGACACGAGUGAUGCGCACUUUGUCGAUGUGAUGCACACGGGUGCCGGCAUUCUGGGGCAGUGGCACUCGAGCGGACAUGCCGACUUCUAUGUCAAUGGCGGCACCAGGCAGCCAGCGUGUGUAGGCUCUGCCACGCUAUUUCAAACCUUGGCCUGCGAUCACACUAAGGUCACGCCGUACUUUAUCGAGUCGAUAACUACGAAACGAGGCUUCUAUGCGGGGCCCUGUCCCAAUCUAUUCACCUAUCUAAUAGGCUGGUGCGAGCCCAAGGACUCGGAAUAUGUGCUCAUGGGCGAGCACUGUUCGCACAAAGCACGUGGCAACUACUAUGUGACGACGAAUGCGAAGGCGCCCUUUGCACGCGGCUUUCCGGGCAAGGGGCGAGCCAAUGGGGAGUACCAGGGCGUAAGACGUUGA
This is a messenger RNA of Drosophila hydei, 1077 nucleotides long. RefSeq names its product lipase member H-A. The transcript has 4 exons. Gene Ontology annotation, biological process: lipid metabolic process. Gene Ontology annotation, molecular function: lipase activity. NCBI's taxonomy places the organism in Eukaryota, Metazoa, Arthropoda, Insecta, Diptera, Drosophilidae. The record is from RefSeq and is a predicted model, not a curated record. The coding region runs from base 1 to 1077 and encodes 358 amino acids.